Molecule: messenger RNA, 1984 nt
Organism: Pundamilia nyererei
Lineage: Eukaryota; Metazoa; Chordata; Actinopteri; Cichliformes; Cichlidae
Gene: st3gal5
Product: ST3 beta-galactoside alpha-2,3-sialyltransferase 5
Exons: 8
Coding region: 195-1292 (365 amino acids)
Molecular function (GO): lactosylceramide alpha-2,3-sialyltransferase activity
Source: RefSeq, a predicted model, not a curated record
UCUCCUGCGGUAGGACCGACCAGUGAAGGUGGUGUGAUAAAGCUGCAGAAUCUCGAGAUGUGAUAAUGUACCCUCGUGCGAAGGAUGCGCCGUGACCGCUCGUGGAUAUCUAUGGAAGGGUCAGGACUCCUGACAGUCAGAGGGCUUCAGUCUACAGCAGAGACCAGAAGACGUCCCAGAACAGAGAGACCAGCAUGAGGCUUCAGAUACGCUGGGCAGCACACAGACGUGUGUUAGCAGCAGCUGUCGUGGUUUUCCUCGGCCUGGUGUUGGUCUCUAUGCAGCUGCUGAGCACAGGACCAAUCAAACCUGCAGAGUGGGUCAUCAACCCUGCACAUAGAAAGCUGGUGCAUGAAUAUGUGCAGAGAGUCUUAGAGAGUCAGUGUCGCCCUGGCAGCACCAGACAGAGCUUGUUAACUCAUCUCCCUGCUUCCAGUCACAAUGUCCAGCCCUUCCUGUGGAAAGAUGAACCGCUGAAUGAUGACCUUUUCUUGUAUCCCCCGCCGUUUGGGUUCAGAGGUCUUCAGAGCAAAGUAGCAGAACUGCAAAAACUGCUACCAGCCUCAGACUCACCACAGCCUGAGAAGGCUGCAGGGAAAUGUCAGCGCUGUUUGGUCAUGGGAAACGGAGGCAUUCUCAAAGGCUUGGAGCUUGGCCCGGUGAUUGACCGCUUUGACACCAUUAUCAGGUUAAACAGAGGUCCACUGGGAAAGUUCAGCAUUGACGUUGGGAAUCGAACCACCAUCAGGAUGAGUUACCCGGAGGGCACGCCUCUUAGCUGGGCUGACACAGACCCAGACACUCUGUUUGUGACGGUGGUGUAUAAAAGCGGAGACAUCAGCUGGAGCUCUGCUAUGAUCAACAAGCUCUCUGUGCCUCUGUGGGAUUGGUUCUUUUUCUGGCAGAAGGUUCCAGAUAGAAUCCCUCUCAAAGCCAGUAAGUUCAGACUUCUAAACCCACAUGUGAUCAGAGAGACUGCACUGGACCUCCUGAAAUAUCCUCUUCCCAGGCCACGCCUGUGGGGCUGGGACCAGAACAUUCCCACUCUAGGUGUGUCUGCGCUGACUCUAGCUAGCCUGCUGUGUGACGAGGUCAGCCUGGCAGGCUUUGGCUACAACCUCUCCCAGCACGGGGCGCCACUGCACUACUAUGACCAGCUGCCUAUGAGUGCCAUGCUGGAGCAGAGCAUGCACAACGUGAACAGAGAGACUGAGCUCUUGCAAAGACUGGUUAGAGAGGGAACCAUCACUGACCUGACAGGGGGGAUCCACUGCUCCUACUGCCACAGCUGACCCACCACAGCCUUCUAGUGCAGAGCGCUUCCUUUUUGUGGUGGGAACAUUUUCAUAUCCUCUCUGAGGCACUGAACAGAAGUCAAGCAAGAGUCACAGGAUAUUUUUAACAAAACACUUUAUGAAGAACUGCUUUGUUUAUAAUGAGAAAGGGCCUUGGACCACAGUCUUGUCUUUGCUCACACACACGUGUUGCAAAGCUUCCAGUUUGUAAUAACUGAUUCUCAUCAGCAAUGCAUCAGGAGCUUCUCAGUAUUUGAGUUACUUUUAGUUGUGGAACACGACCAGUAACUUGUAAACAGUGUUAUUCGGUAUCAUGAUUGUUGUGAUUGUUCUGAUGCAAGUUAAAAUUAUGUUUGUACAGCAGUAAAUUAUCAGUGGAACAAAAUGAAUCUGUAUUCAGUUGCACAGAUUGGACCAAAGUGUCUUCAGCUGUUUUUAGCAGAUUCACUUCGUUGUGAUAUUGAAAAAGUCUGCUUUGCUGCUCUUCCCGAGUGGCUGAUCUUUGAUAUCUGUGGUGAAAAUAAAAUGUGAUUUAUAAUUUUAUUUUUAUUAUUUCUACAUCGUUGUAGUUUUAUUUGACUUGCACUUUUUCAUGUUAACAUCCAAUUUCCUGAUCUGAAUUUUAAUAUGUCGCAGCCAUGUGAGCAUCCUGUGUCGGUCUUCAUUAAUAAAGUCCAAAAAAGAAGAAA